Molecule: messenger RNA, 1794 nt
Organism: Amaranthus tricolor (Joseph's coat)
Lineage: Eukaryota; Viridiplantae; Streptophyta; Magnoliopsida; Caryophyllales; Amaranthaceae
Product: aldehyde dehydrogenase family 2 member C4-like
Exons: 9
Coding region: 101-1603 (500 amino acids)
Molecular function (GO): aldehyde dehydrogenase (NAD+) activity
Source: RefSeq, a predicted model, not a curated record
UAGUGGCAAAAUCGGGUACAGCAAGUCAAGUAACAGCCAAUAACUUAAUAAGAUAGACUAGUUAAGAGAGAGAAAGAAAAAAAGAAAUUUGUAGAAAGUGAUGGCUUCUAAUGGAAGUGUAAAUCCUUCAUCCAUGAAAAUCCCAGAAAUAAAGUUCACCAAGCUAUUCAUCAAUGGACAAUUUGUUGAUGCCAUCUCUGGAAAAACGUUUGAAACGAUAGAUCCCAGAAAUGGAGAAGCGGUGGCGAAGGUGGCGGAAGGAGACAAAGAAGAUGUAGACUUAGCUGUCAAGGCUGCCCGUCAAGCAUUUGACCAUGGCCCUUGGCCUCGUAUGUCUGGUCAUGCAAGGGGAAGAAUAAUGUUGAAAUUGGCGGAGUUAGUGGAGCAGCACGCAGAAGAAUUAGCAGCAUUGGAUACAAUAGAUGGAGGGAAGCUUUACAGUUGGGGGAAAACCUUGGACAUUCCUGGAGCUGCAUCAAACAUAAGGUAUUACGCAGGAGCAGCAGAUAAAAUCCAUGGAGACACGUUAAAGAUGUCACGUGAUUUGCAAGGGUACACACUACUUGAGCCAGUUGGGGUGGUGGGCCAUAUUAUACCAUGGAACUUUCCAACAAAUAUGUUCUUUAUGAAGGUUGCGCCUUCUUUAGCUGUUGGAUGUACAAUGGUUGUUAAACCUGCUGAACAGACUCCUCUGUCUGCUUUGUUUUAUGCUCACCUCUCCAAAUUGGCUGGCAUUCCUGAUGGUGUAAUCAAUGUGAUCACUGGAUUCGGACCCACUGCUGGUGCUGCUAUUGCAUCUCAUAUGGACAUUGACAAACUUAGUUUUACUGGUUCCACCGAGGUAGGACGACUAGUAAUGCAAGCAGCAGCAACAAGCAAUUUGAAGCAAGUUUCCCUUGAGCUUGGAGGAAAAUCCCCUGUCCUUAUCUUUGACGAUGCUGAUGUUGAUGUUGCUGCUGAUCUUGCCCUUCGCGGCAUUGUUUAUAAUAAGGGAGAAAUUUGUGUGGCUGGGUCUCGAGUUUUUGUUCAAGAAGGGAUUCAUGAUGCAGUAGUCAAGAAGUUAGCAGAGAAGGCAAAAAACUGGGUUGUUGGAGAUCCCUUUGAUCCUACUGUUAAUCAAGGGCCACAGGUUGACAAGAAGCAAUUUGACAAGAUACUUUCUUACAUUGAACAUGGAAAGAGAGAAGGAGCUAACUUAUUAUGUGGUGGUAAUCGUCAUGGCGAGAAGGGUUACUUCAUUCAACCUACUAUAUUCACCGAAGUUGAGGAUCAUAUGCUGAUUGCUAGAGAGGAAAUAUUUGGACCCGUCAUGUCAUUGAUGAAAUUCAAGACCAUUGAGGAGGCGAUUGCGAGAGCAAAUGACACACAAUAUGGGCUAGCAGCAGGGAUAGUAACAAAAAAUAUAGACAUUGCAAACACAGUAUCGAGAUCAAUAAGAGCUGGUGUGAUUUGGAUCAAUUGCUAUUUUGCAUUUGAUCUUGAUUGUCCAUAUGGUGGCUACAAAAUGAGUGGAUUUGGAAGAGAUUUAGGGAUGCAAGCUUUAUACAAGUAUACCCAUGUCAAAGCUGUUGUGACACCUAUUUACAAUUCUCCUUGGCUAUAAUUGCAAAACAUAUCUUACAACUAUAUAAUUAUAAUUAAAUAUAUUAUAUAAUUCUUCUCUGUAAUAACUUUUAUGGAUCAUGAAUUUAUUAUUCCCCCUUUAAAAUAUUAUAGCCCAUCUCUAAAUUACGGAUCAACUAUUUGUUCUACAAGGGCUAAUUUUUAAUGUCUAUUUGCAAAGAAAGGUAUUUU